AGAGACCGCGGACCCAGUGCGUCUCUAGAUUUCGUGCCGAGAAGACCAAAAAACCAACUUAUAAAUUCUCGACUUUUUUUUUGCGUCAUCUUUCAUUUCCUUUAUAUAUAUCUCUCUCUCUUUUUCUUUUUCUUUCUUUUCUCCCCUUUUUUAUUCUCAUUUUCUUCCACCUGUUACGUACACCCUUUGGAUCAAGUGAAAAGAAUUGCGAUAAAUCUUGUUUGAAAUUCAAAAAUCGAGUAAUCGUGAAAUUGACCAUAUCAAACUAUAUAGAUAUAUAUAUAUAUUAGGAACCCUUGGAAAGCGUUUGUCACCACCCUUCGGCACGCUCUUGUAUUUCACCAUGACUUUAUUAAUCAAGAUUUCUUUGAUAUGUUUAAUGAUCUAUACAGUGAUGGUUGAGGGACAACAAAAUAAAAUUAAAAUCACUGAGGAAAAUGUAAACAUUGCUUUAAAUGACACUCGCUAUAUGAGAAGGCAAAUAAACUGCGCUUUGGGGACUAUCAAAUGUGAUCCAAUUGGUGGUCGAUUAAAAAGUUUAGCACCACUGGUUAUAAGAAACAACUGUCCACAAUGUAGUCCCGAAGAAAUGUAUUUCAUCAAAAAAGUUUUAGCACACAUUCAAAACAAGUUUCCAGAAGAAUGGACUUUAUUAAGAGCCAAAUAUCUCAAACCGUAAAAAUUGGCAACACAAUAUGUUGAAAUCCUAUUUUUUUUUAUACAAGUGAGUGAGUGAGAAAAUAAAAUAUUAGAAAAGAAAAAAGAAAUGUUUCGAAAGACAAGAGAGUAAAAGAGAGAAGACAGAAAACAUUGAGAAAAUGUAUGUGUGUGUGUGUGUACGUGUGAGAGAGAGGUUCUUGUCAGAAUGAGAGAGUGACAGUGAAAGUUGAUUGUAAAACUCUUUGGGAAUUCCAAUAGGAGACGCUAAGUGUCUAUAUCCGUUUUCAAUGACGUUUUAAUCUAUCAGAAUAUUUUUCUUCCUUUUUCUUUCCUUUUUUUUUUUAAAUAAUACCCAGUUUUUUUCAUAUCAUGACGCGAUUUCUGUCUCACGAUGUCAAUAACUUUCAAUUAUACAUUCUCUCUUCUUGAGAAAUUUCAAACUUUCUUUUUCAAUUAAAAUCAUAAUAUCUCUAUAAUAAACUAUGUAUAAUAAUAGUCACAAUAAUUUGUCAAUUUUUUUUUUUUUUGAUACCGUUAGUUUUCAUAUAUAUGUAAUCUACUUUACAAUAUUUAUGUUUUUUUAUAUGUAUUAUAAUUAUGUAUGAUUGUAGGUAAUAAAAAAUUGUUGACAUGAAAAAAUAA
Molecule: messenger RNA, 1302 nt
Organism: Leptopilina boulardi
Lineage: Eukaryota; Metazoa; Arthropoda; Insecta; Hymenoptera; Figitidae
Product: ejaculatory bulb-specific protein 3-like
Exons: 3
Coding region: 344-679 (111 amino acids)
Source: RefSeq, a predicted model, not a curated record